Fusarium oxysporum Fo47 is the source of this 1284-nucleotide messenger RNA. Its product is annotated as aromatic prenyltransferase. Gene Ontology annotation, biological process: alkaloid metabolic process. The transcript has a single exon. Bases 1 to 1284 code for a protein of 427 amino acids. Gene Ontology annotation, molecular function: transferase activity, transferring alkyl or aryl (other than methyl) groups. Lineage: Eukaryota; Fungi; Ascomycota; Sordariomycetes; Hypocreales; Nectriaceae. The record is from RefSeq and is a predicted model, not a curated record.
AUGACACAAACGAAACACCUUCAAACGCUCCUGCAACCCCGUGAGAAUACUCCACUGGCAUGGAAGACUCUGGAUAAAUGGCUCCCUCCUUUGUUGAACGACAGCGACUGGUGGUGGAAGACUCUCGGCCCACAACUCAACACCCUCCUCACAGAAGCGGACUAUGAUUUGAACGAGCAGUACGAAGCUCUACUGUUGUUGUACCGAUGGGUCGUUCCGGAAAUGGGACCCAGGCCACGGUCAAGCAUAGCACCCUGGAAGAGCUUCAUGACUGAUGACCACUCUCCCAUUGAGUAUAGCUGGAAAUGGAACUCUGGAAGCAAGAAGCCCGACAUUAGAUACGCCAUUGAGCUCGUCAGUCCCUUAGCUGGAAGUAAGCAAGAUCCAUUCAAUCAAAUCCCGACGCGGAAUCUUGUUUACAACCUUGCCAAAACUAUUCCCGAACUCGAUCUAACCUGGUUUGAACAUUUCUGGGAUGAGUUGCUAGGUCCUGGGUCUCCAACCACGUCCACCUCUGGAAUUUCGACAAAGGGUUCAACUAUUUUUGCGGCCUUGGAAAUGCUGCACGAUCACUUGUCUAUCAAAGUAUAUUUCAUACCAGUUGAGACACCAGAGCUCAGUGCGUGGCACCAGAUAAGACAUGCGAUUGAAACCUCAGGAUGUCAAAAUCUCGAGGCUUUGAACCAUGUGGAAGCAUAUCUCUCUAAACACGACGACGGAAGACGACUUCGACCCUUCAUGCUGGCAAUAGACUGUGUCGAACCCGGUGCUUCACGGCUCAAGAUAUACGCAAGGUCCAACCAAACUUCUUUCCGCUUUGUCCGAGACGUUAUGACUGUUGGUGGACUUCGCACCGGUUUGGAUAAAUCUCUAGAGAGGUUUGCCGAUUUGUGGAAACGUGCACUUGGUCUCGACCCUGAUACAUCACCUGAAGACGAGCUACCCAACGUGGAUCAUCUGACUUCUGGGGCGGUAUUCAACUUUGACGUCGCACCGAAAUCUUCUAUUCCCGACGUCAAGGCGUAUAUACCAGUUCGACACUACACCAAUAACGAUCUUCAAGCUGCACUUGGGCUUGUCGGGUAUCUUGAAGACCACGGUCAUGGGUAUUACUCGCAAUCGUAUCUUCGUGCAUUGGAUGUGUUGGCGCCGCCUGGUCAGCUUGACCAAGCCACUGGGGUUCAGACCUACUUCGCAGUUGCGUGUCAGGGCGAUGACCUGUCCCUCACUUCAUACUUGAAUCCUCAAUUUUAUGCAGCAUUUCGAGAACCCGAAAGUACAUAG